AGUCACACAUCUUUCAAUACAUCUUAAUCAUGUUCUUAUACAAAUAUCUCUCAACUUUGGCAUAUUUGAGCUUUUUUCCUUCAAAAACCACUUCACAAACCCAUUCAAAAGACAUCGACAUCCAAAACAAACUAUCAGAUUUCCAGACUUUGCUAUCAAAAUCCAAGAAUACAGUGGUCCUGAUAGGAGAAGGUCUCACGCACAAAAGUGGAUACUUCGAAUGCUACCCAUCUGAUGACUGGAGACAAUACGCAGGCAUUGAUUUACAAACUGAAAUGGAUUUCAUGGAAAACCCUUCCACAUUCUGGGAAUUGUACCAGCACAGAAGGAAUUGCACUUUGAAUACCCAACCAAAAAAGGUUCACAAAGCUAUAGCAAAUGUUCAAAAGAAAUACCUCGACAGAGGAUUGAAUUUCACUGUGGCCACUUUGCAGACAGAUGAACUACUGCAAAAAGCCGGAGUACAGGAUGUCAUCGAACUAAAAGGAUCUAUUUUCAAAACAAGAUGUCUGAGGUGUUCUGAGAUAACAUCCAAUUAUGAUAAUCCGAUCACAAAAUGCAACCCAAGUUCGAGAGGUGAGCCAGAAAAAUAUGAAGAAUCCUCCAAGGAUACGUUGCCACAUUGUAAGAAACCCAAAUGUGGAGGUAUCCUGAGACCCUAUGUUUGGUGGCAUGGAGAUCCUCAGCAUGAAAACGUAUGGGAUACAUAUGAACGAGUCAUCGACAAUGUAGACUUCUACAUAACUAUGGGAGUUUCUUCACUAUCACCACCAAUUCGUACUUUUUUCGAUACUAUGUCCCAGAAACAAAUCCCAACAGCUGAAUUUGGUCCUCCACAAGAUCAUCAUUUGAUGAUGAACGACGAAUUCGCUCCUUCAUUCAUGUUCAAAUUUCAAGACUUCUGCGAAAAAUCGGUUCCUCCGGCGUUCGAGUUAUCUAAAGAUGAAUGAUUGAUCAGAAACGCAGGCAAAAUGAUAAAAAAUUGGGCAAAUGAAUAAUCUAUUGUUUCAAAAAUUGUGAAUUUUCAAAUCCACUCGAAAAAUUACACCUAAAACAAUUUAACCAUUGAAAAAGCUGUUUUUCAAGAUUCUUUUCUUAAUAACACUAAGUACAUCAAACAUUAAAUCUUCAAGUUUUUUCAAUUAAGAAAAUAUGACUAACACUUUCACAAGAAAUACCAUACUGGCCAUUGAAAAUAUCAAAAAUUCAUAAAAUAGUACCAAAAUUGACAAAAUGGAAUAAAAAUGUGCACCUGAAGAAAAAGGUUGAAAUAUUUGACCAUUUUAGCGAAGAGCAGGAAUUUUUUGCUAUAAUUGAUGAAAUUACACUUCUUCAAAAUGUGAGAUUUUGGACAACAUUUUUAAAAAGUGGGAUUGUUUUGGAAUUUUUACAAAAAAUGACCACUUUUAGUCAUCUUGCUAAAAGUAAAAAUUUUGGUCAAUUUUUAAAGAAGCAAGAGCUUUUAAAUUUCUUUUUAAGAAGAAGCAACACUGAAUAAUUGACCAAAAAAUAGUACUUUUGAGCAAAAAGGAGCGACUUUUGAGUAAUUAUUGAACAAAAAAGAGACUUUUUAGCAGGCUGGGUGAAUAAUGAGAUUUUUUUCAAAACACAAUACUUUGAUAAUUUUAGCAAGAAGUAGAGUUUUUAGGCCAAAAAACGAUUUUUUUUGUCAUUGAAAAAAAUUUGACUUUAUGAAAUUUCUUACCAAAAAAAAAAAACAAAAAUUUUCAGCCAUUUUGCUACAAAAGAACUUUGUACUCAAUUCUUUAGUAAAAAUUAUGAAAAUCAGUUCAGAAGUUCAUAUCUAUCGACUUCUUCAAAUCAAAUUUCCAUAAUUUUCAGACAUUCUGGAGCCCCCAGCUUGAUUUUUGAUUUUCUCCAGAAGUCGUGAAAAUCAACACGUCAGAUGUGUCCGCUUGAAAAUCACCUCAAAUAAGUAUGAGUUCGUUAAACAGGACAAGAUAAAAUGCUAGAACUCAAUUUUUAGCUAACCUUGUAAAUUUCCAUCUCCUUUGGAGAAAUUCGAAACCCUUCAAAAAAUCGUAAAUUGCAUUGGAGGCUACAGAAUGGCUCGCAACGGUGAAAAUUCGGGUACGGGGGCCUAUUUCGAAAAAGACUUUCUUUUCUAAUAGAAAAUUUUCAAUUUUUUUAGAAUUCUUUAAAACGUACCAAAAUAAGUCCGAUUAAAAAAAUCACUCGUGGUGUCAGCCUGAAAAUCUCCCCAGUAGUGAAUUGACCUUAUUAAACACAUCCAAAAUAAGUUCUGAAAAAAAUUCAAAAAUCCCUGAAAACAGAAAAUCGCGCUGGGGAAAGGCGAGAAUUUGAUUUGACAGAGUCAAUAUCACCUUCAAAAAUUUCUUUUUCAUCAUUUUCUUUCACACAAAGUUUUUAUAAAUUUAAAAAAUGAAAAGCAUCAAUUUUCAGGAAAAUCUAAAAAUCAAUUUGUGCAGCUGAAAUUUUCGGUCAAGGGGGCUUCAAGACCAUGUGGGUUUCUGGGAGGAGGAGGGAGGACUGUUUCAAAAAAAUGAGUAAAACAAGAAGCAAGAGAAAGACCUAAAAUAAAAUAAAAUUGAUUAAAUAAUAAUUCCCAAUAGCACUCCCCCUCCCAAAAAAACAACUAAGCACACAAAAACAUGCAAAACUAAAGUAAUAUAGAUCUAUAUUACUUCAUGCAAAACUAUCAACAUCCCCACCUAUAUAAAUCUUCGUAAAAACCCCCACCCAUUCAACACCCCCCAAAACAACAAAAACAUCGCACCAUAAAAAGGUAUAUAUUUUAAAAUAGAACAACACAAAAUGCGGUAUGAAAAUAAAAAUUAAAAAAAAAUGAUAAUAAUAAAUAAAAGAAAAUUGACGAAAUAUUCGAAACGUAAUUUAUAAUAACUUUAAAAUGAGACAGUGAGAUAAAGAAGGAGAAGAGAUACAUCGAAACAGACAGAUAGAUAUAAUAAGGGAAAGUAAACAGUAAAAGGAGAAGAUAAAAAACAAAAGAAAAAAAAAAGAAUAAAAUAAAAA
This is a messenger RNA of Planococcus citri (citrus mealybug), 3015 nucleotides long. Its product is annotated as NAD-dependent protein deacylase-like. Gene Ontology annotation, cellular component: nucleus. The transcript has 6 exons. NCBI's taxonomy places the organism in Eukaryota, Metazoa, Arthropoda, Insecta, Hemiptera, Pseudococcidae. The record is from RefSeq and is a predicted model, not a curated record. The coding region runs from base 30 to 950 and encodes 306 amino acids. Gene Ontology annotation, molecular function: histone deacetylase activity, NAD-dependent; NAD+ binding.